Molecule: messenger RNA, 1194 nt
Organism: Adineta ricciae
Lineage: Eukaryota; Metazoa; Rotifera; Eurotatoria; Adinetida; Adinetidae
Source: the annotation of a GenBank genome assembly
AUGCAAAAUAGACAAUUAUUUGUUGUGUUAUGCGGUGCAUCGACAUUAGCUGGUGUUGUGAUUCUAUAUAAAUAUUUUCGAGAAAAAAGCAAAAAGCAAAAAGAUGACGAACAAAAGAAUCAGUAUUUGAAAUGUCGCUCAUUAUCUGAUUUUGAAAAUUUAGCAAAACAACGACUAAAAUCUCAUCGUUUCCAUUAUUAUGAUUAUAAAGCUGGUCAAGGACAUACGUAUCAAGCUUGUCGAACAUAUUUCGACAAACAAUUACGAAUUAUUCCAAGAGUUUUAAUCAACGUCGAAGAAAUAUCGCUGAAGACAACUAUAUUCGGAAAGACCUAUGAGUCACCCAUCAUUAUUGCUCCGACAACAUUUCAUUGUCUCGCAAAUAGAGACGGUGAAGUUGGCACAGCUCGUGGUGCAACAGAAGCACAAUGCAUUUAUACAUACAAUUGGAUGUAUUCAACUAAACCUGAAUAUGAAGUUUUACAAACAACCGGUCCAAAAUUUUUACAUGUUUAUCUGACAACCCCAACGAAAAUUUUGGAGAAAAUCGUUACUGAAGCUGAAGAAAAAGGUUAUCGAGCUAUUGUUGUCACAUGUGAUCAUCCAACGGAUCGAGUUCGAGAUGAUGUCUUACCUUUGUUUGAGGAAGCAUCGAAAACAAUCGAUCGAGAGUUAACAGAAUGUAUGCCAAUGCCAAACAUGAAUGCAAAAGACAUUAUCGAAAAACAAAAUUUUAGUACGGGUUCAAUCACAUGGGCAAAUGUCGAAUCAUUGAAACAGUUGACUAAAUUACCAAUUAUAUGCAAAGGAAUAUUAUCACCCAUUGAUGCAGAAUUAGCAAUCAAACAUGGAGCAAAUGGAAUCGUUGUGAGUAAUCAUGGUGGAAGACAAGUUGAUACAGCGCCAGCAGCGAUCGAAUGUCUAGAAGAUAUUGUGAAAGUAGUCGAUGGACGAGCUGAAGUUUUCGUUGAUACGGGUAUUCGAAGUGGAACAGAUGUGUUAAAAGCAUUAGCGUUAGGUGCACGUGGCGUACUUGUCGGUCGACCAAUUUUAUACGGAUUAACUUGCGGCGGACAUGAUGGAGUGAAAAGAGUAUUAGAAACACUGAAACGUGAAUUAAUGUAUGAUAUGGCUUGUUGUGGAUUAACAUCUAUUGAUCAAAUCGACGCAAAUAUUCUUUAUCAACACAUAUAA